UCAAUCGUCGUCUUCCUUCCUGCAGAGAACCCAGUUGCUUCCCUUCGCAGCCAGACGACAACCCUAGCCGCCGCCGCCGGUUAUCUGAAAGAUGGGAGGCAAGUGCCCGCACCGCAAGGUCAAGAAGCGCCGCCUCUCGCACAAGACGGCGCGCCGCGGCAAGUUCCUCCUAAAGGCCGACGACGCCGUCUACGACGAGCUGGUCAAGCUGGCCGACCAGGGCAAGGACGCCGAAGCCAAGCAGCUCCCCGUUGACGAGGACCUCCCCGGCAUGGGCCAGUUCUACUGCCUCCACUGCGAUCGGUACUUUGCAAACGAGACCGUGAAAGACGACCACUACCGCUCAAAGCGCCACAAGAAAAGGGUGAAGAUAAUGUCUGGACCAGCCCCACACACGCAACUUGAUGCAGAACUUGCUGCUGGAAUGGGAAUGCCUGACAAUGGCCUGAAGCUCAUGUCCUUGUGAACACUGUAGUCCUUGUUCUAUCAUCUGUGUUUUUCUUUUUCUUACUGCAUACAUCUGAACUUGCUUUGCUUAUUAGUUAAUGGUGCUUAUUGCCCUAGUGUUCCUUUAAGAGGGGGUUCAGGAUUAAAAAGAGAGAGAAGAGAGUUGUUUUGUGAGGUCAUGGAAGUCUAUCAAAUCAGUUAUACAUUUGCGAUGAUAAUGCCUAUCAUUUAACUGCA
This is a messenger RNA of Phragmites australis (common reed), 684 nucleotides long. RefSeq lists its product as uncharacterized. Bases 92 to 466 code for a protein of 124 amino acids. NCBI's taxonomy places the organism in Eukaryota, Viridiplantae, Streptophyta, Magnoliopsida, Poales, Poaceae. Gene Ontology annotation, molecular function: zinc ion binding; nucleic acid binding. The record is from RefSeq and is a predicted model, not a curated record. The transcript has 3 exons.